Messenger RNA from Hemiscyllium ocellatum (epaulette shark), 5436 nucleotides. RefSeq names its product cytoplasmic polyadenylation element binding protein 3 (gene cpeb3). Gene Ontology annotation, cellular component: neuron projection; synapse; nucleus. Lineage: Eukaryota; Metazoa; Chordata; Chondrichthyes; Orectolobiformes; Hemiscylliidae. The coding region runs from base 263 to 2251 and encodes 662 amino acids. Gene Ontology annotation, biological process: negative regulation of cytoplasmic translation. The record is from RefSeq and is a predicted model, not a curated record. Gene Ontology annotation, molecular function: mRNA 3'-UTR binding; ribosome binding; mRNA regulatory element binding translation repressor activity. The transcript is spliced from 11 exons.
GUUUUCGGUAAUCCAGAGACGAUUGAGAACCUAUCAGAAGAAGUCUGUGAGAUCCAAGAUUAGAUACUGCAGAGUGAAACCUCCUGAAUUCUAAGUAAAUAGAAUUGAAUGUUAGUUGGAGAGCAAGACAUUAACAUUUGCUUCGUUUCCCACUGUGCGAAUAGAACAAAUCAAUCACGUUACUAGCUAUUAUUGAUAAAAAUAUGUUUCUUGUGACCUUGACCAUUGCAAGGGCCCAAAUUGACGACUUCAUGAUAAAUCAAUGGCGAAUAUCAGCUUGUCAAACGGGCAAAUAAAGGAGGAUGCUAUCAUCGAUUCAUCUCCGCAAACCAUGCAGGAUGAUUUACUGAUGGACAAAAGCAACCCCCAGCAGCUUUCACCAAGGUCAGAGCAAAGCACCGAAGCCGCAGAAACCCCCAAGUCCGAAGAUAGCUCCGUGAGUAUAAACGCCCCGGUUUCUGCCCAGAAUAAAGAGAAGACGCAGAUGGAGUCGCCAAUCUUGCCCGGCUUGAGCUUUCAACCCCAGGAGCCUGGUACCUCCCUGUCCCCUUCGUUCAGUACGUGGUCGACGGGCACCACCAACACGGCGGAUGAUAGCUUUUUCCAGGGCAUCCCGGCCGUCAACGGGACGAUGCUGUUCCAGAAUUUCACUCACGUCAACCCGGUUUUCGGUGGCACUUUCUCGCCCCAGAUCGGCCUGGCUCAGCAGACACAGCACCACCAAGCCCAGCAGCAGCAGCAGCAACAACAACAACAGCAGCAGCGGAGGUCGCCCGUCAGCCCGCAGGCUCCAUUCGCCCAGCGCAGCGCCUACAACCACCAGCCCAUCAUGACCAGCAAGCCGUCCUCGGCUUGGAACAACCAUCAGAACACCACCUGGAGCACGGCCCCCAAUCCCUGGAGCGGGCUGCAAGCCCGGGACCCCCGGCGAGCGGUUGGGGUGCCUUCCCCCCUCAACCCGAUCUCUCCACUCAAGAAACCCUUCUCCAGCAAUGUCAUCGCCCCCCCGAAAUUCCCUCGAACUGCACCUACACUAACCCCCAAAUCGUGGAUGGAUGACAACGCCUUUCGGACAGACAACAGCAACGGCAUGUUGCAAUUUCAGGACCGGAAUCGGCCCUAUGAUGCAUUUAACUUGCACUCUUUGGAGAAUUCUUUAAUGGAUAUUAUGAGGAGUGACCAUGAGCCCCUCAAAGGUAAACACUAUCCUCCCAGUGGCCCACCAAUGACCAUUGCUGAUAUAAUGUGGAGGAAUCACUUUGCAGGACGCUUGGGCCUUAAUUUCCCUCACCCAGGAACAGAUAACCUUGUGGCACUAAAUAAUACAAGGACAUUUGGGCGACGAAGAGGUCGUUCUUCACUAUUUCCUAUUGAAGACGGUUUCCUUGAUGAUGGUCAUGGUGACCAGUCUUUGACAUCAGGUUUAAACUCUCCAACCCGCUGUCAGAAUGGUGAACGAGUGGAACGUUACUCACGCAAAGUCUUUGUGGGUGGCCUACCUCCUGACAUUGAUGAAGAUGAAAUCACAGCUAGUUUUCGUCGCUUCGGACCUCUGGUGGUAGACUGGCCUCACAAAGCUGAAAGCAAAUCAUAUUUUCCACCUAAAGGCUAUGCCUUCCUUCUAUUUCAAGAGGAAAGCUCUGUGCAAGCUUUGAUAGAUGCAUGUAUUGAGGAAGAUGGAAAGCUAUACCUGUGUGUUUCCAGCCCCACUAUCAAGGACAAACCGGUUCAAAUUCGACCGUGGAACCUGAGUGACAGUGAUUUUGUGAUGGAUGGUUCCCAACCUCUGGAUCCCAGGAAGACUAUCUUCGUGGGAGGAGUUCCCAGACCUCUUCGAGCUGUUGAAUUGGCUAUGAUCAUGGAUCGGUUGUAUGGAGGGGUCUGCUACGCGGGCAUUGAUACAGACCCUGAACUGAAGUACCCAAAGGGUGCUGGUAGAGUGGCUUUCUCCAAUCAGCAGAGCUACAUUGCUGCUAUCAGUGCUCGCUUCGUACAGCUCCAGCAUGGAGACAUUGAUAAACGGGUGGAAGUCAAGCCAUAUGUCCUGGAUGAUCAGAUGUGUGAUGAAUGCCAGGGUGCCCGUUGUGGUGGGAAGUUUGCUCCUUUCUUCUGUGCCAAUGUUACCUGUUUGCAGUAUUACUGUGAAUACUGCUGGGCAAGCAUACAUUCACGUGCUGGUAGGGAGUUCCACAAGCCUCUUGUGAAGGAAGGAGGUGAUCGCCCACGUCACGUUCCAUUUCGUUGGAGCUGAAGCGUCUUAUAGUCUACCAAGACAUACUGGAGUGGAGAGCGCUGCCUCAGGGCUGAGAGGGUUCUGGAAAUUGGUGCAUUCUUCCUCAGAUAAUGAAUGUUUGUUUUGUGUUUUUUUUUGAAGUCACAUUACUGAACUCAUCCAAGAUUGUCUGGUAUAUAAAAUUUCAGAAUAAUUGUACUGAAUCUGCACUUUGACUCUCAAACAUCUGCUUGGUACCUUUUUUUGUUGUGUUUAAUAUUGGACUUUGCAUUGUAAUUUAGGAGUCAUAGCUGAUUUAUCAUCAGCUCAUGUAACUGUUUCCCAUGACAGGAGCAUGCACUUAUUUUCAGAAACUAAGACUUGCCCCUAGAAGACUUACCAAAGGUAACACACUGUAGGUGGCAUAUGUAGCAAAACAUUUUUCUCAGAUAUUCAGCAAUUCUACAUUUUUGGAUCAUUUAAGAUACCAUUACCCUAAAAGUAAGCCUUUUUUGCUCUCCAUUUUGACUUGCGAGAAUAAUACCUCAUAAGCUCAAUUUGAUUUUGCUGGGGUUUUUUUGGUUAGGUCUUUCUUAGUGUUAUGUAAAUGUAUGCUGCAAUAGCUUUUGCUGCUAAAUAAAUGGUAUUGCAGAUAUCAUAGUACUUUAUCAGGCUAGGGUUAUAAAUAAAUGUGGAGCAUAAUGCUGCUGGGAAAUAAAAUGCAGUAUAGCAUGGAGAUAGCUCCAGAGGAAGGUCAGUAGAUUUGACUGCAUGUUUACUUAACCAGGUUGCUGCAUGCAAUAAAUUUGUGUAUCAUGUCUCUUAUAUCUGCUGACAACCUGCCCACCAAUGCACAAAAAAAACUAUGUAGGCUACAGAAAAAAAAUUUUCAGUAUGAGAGAAUUGGCUAAUGACUGGAGGAAGGCAUGCCUCUAAUGUAAAUGCUUAUGGAGUUUGAAUCUGUGUCCAUUAAAGCAUUACAAAUAUCACAAAUACAUAUAGAUGUAGGAUAUUUUGAAGUUAUGUUGAUGGUAGGUGAAGUACUCUGCGGUGAUCACUUAUUGUGCAAUUUUUAUAUAGUUAAGGUGAUUAUGUAUAGUACUGUGAUAAAAGUAACCGUUGUAAUGUCUGACAUAGAAGUAAGUGAUGCUUCAUAACCAGUGUAUUAACAAAGUGAGCUCAGUUUAAAAAGAAUUCUGCUGCUUGCACCAUUUACAUAGCUUCAGACCUUGUCCAGAAAACCAAAGAGCUCAUACACUACCAAUAUAUUUGUCGGAUUGACAAGUAGGCACAUUAGGAAAGGAAACUAAUGCUAAAGAACUGUCUGCACAAAGUCAAAAUGGAGAUGUCUGCUUUCUGGUUCAGAAUAAACUCCCCAAAUCCCUGGUUAUAUCCUGCAAAGCUUGAAUUCUAAUAAGAUCUGCUAAUUAGUGGAUAUUUUUUAGCAUGUACAGUGGGGCUGCAGAUUUCAACCAAACACAGGCUAAGUGUACCGACAGUGGGGGGUUUGUACACAGUGACCUUCAGCAGCUCUGGGGACAAUCUGACUGGAUAUGACACCGCAUAGUAGAUUUGAUACUAAUUGUUGAGUCAUUUGUGUGUUGUGAUGUCCUGUUUGUGUCCAGUAAGUCUUUAUUUUCUUUUUUUAGUUUAUUUUUCAGUGUUUAGUUGCAAAUAUUGGCAUUGAAAUGGAAUUUUUUUUGAAAAAGAAGAAGAAAUUACUUUUUUACUGGUAAAUCGCUUAUUAUCCCUUUGGAGGUUAACUUCUGGGCUUUUUGUGAUAUUGCUUUCUUGCCCAGGCAUGUUUUUCUAUGUUUUUUCAUUAUCUGUAUAAGACAUUUGUUAUGCACUACUUUUUGUAUCUGGACAGUUUUCAACAGUCAGCUGAUUUUUUAAGGCGUGCUUUCUGACUGACAUGAUCUUUUGCAAUACCUCAAUUUUGAAAUAUAGGAAAGAAAUUGAUAUUUUCUAAGUAAGUUUAUUCUAAAAAUAUAUAUUAAUUUAAUUCUGCAAGGAAAUGAUUUAACAGAUGGGUAAUUUUAUUUUUUUCAUGCUUAUUUGCUUUUUUGGAAACUGAAGGAGCUAGAGCUUUAUAACUUUAAUAUGGAGAAUUGUAGUUAGCUACAGUACAAGACUUUAAAAAGAAUCUACCUAAAUGUGGAAAAGUGAACAUUUAUAAACCGUUUUCCCCUUAUAUAGUUUAAUGUAUGAAUUUAAAAGCUGGAAUGUAAAGAAAUAGUUAUUAAAAGAAACGGCUUGGGAUAGACACAUCUCCAUUGGUGCUGGAAGCUGUUAGAAAGUGAAACUAAAAUAUUUUUCACUUAAUUUGUGUAUUUAUCAUUAAUCCUUUAAGGCCGACUGACCAGAAUUGUGAAAGAAUUCUUCUGUUCAUGUUAUUUUUGUAUGAAUAUCCUUUUUAUGUUAAGUUAUAACAUGCCCCAAUUUGUUUACUUAUUAAUGAGCAUAAAUGAGGUCCUUCAGAUUGAGAAUGUUAUUUCUAAGGUGUUCAAAUUGUAACUUGACUAAGAGCCCCUUGGUGCAUCAGGUCCAUAUGUGGCCUUCUCUUGAUGUUGGAGACUUGAAUUAGUCAAUUUUGAAGGCUAACUUAACCUCAACUCUUUGUUGUAAUGUGCAAUACUGUUUGUACUGUUUGUAAAAAAAAAUCAAAAGCAUAAAUCUUUAUUGAAGAUUUAUUUUCAUUGCAAACUUUAGACAUCGUGAUUCACUAAAUCAUUUUUCUACUGUCAAAUGUGUACCUUUCUUCAUGCUAGUAUUUUUUCAAUAGCAAUGUAGCCUUUGUACUGAUACAAAUAUUCAUUGUUAUUUUUAGAGAUUUUUGCUAAAACCAGAGGAUUUAAACAUAUUUACAUAUUUUUCAUUUUUUAGUUAUUUUUCUUUACAGACUGCUUUUCUGACCAUAGUCAUUUCUGGGAGAGACUUUCAUAUCUGGUCAAUGUCCAAUAUUAUUUUGUAUUUUUACUUGGAAUAAAUUAAUUUUAUGAUGCUAAUUCUUUAAAGUUUAUUUUCAGUUUUGUUAUUUUUGGAGCUGAAACAUUUGUAAUAUUGUUACUAAAGUGUCUAGUUUUGAAAUGCAAAGCUUCAUGUAUUAACUUGCUGAAGUGGUUUACAGUAGUGUGGUAAUGACACGGCUGACAAUGUAGAGUGAUUGAUGUAAUUGAAUGAAUGGGAAAUAAAAUGAUCAGAAUGGAGCAGACAAAAAAUGU